AAAAAUUCUGAGCAAAAAUUAUACGCUGAUAGUGUAGUGUGACGUCUAAUAUGUGAAAGAACCGUAAAAAUCCUUUGCAGGAUAUAUUUCGGAUAGUGUUAGAAGAUUUUUUGUGUGCUCUUUGAUAAACAAAAUUUUUAAGACAUAGCUGUAACAUUAGUGUCAACUAGUGCUAGUUAGGAUUUUUAAUUGCAUCCUCCUAUAGAAAGAUAUCCAGUUGCAAAAUAGCCUAAUAUAUGAGUCUAAUAUACUAUUGAAUGGAAAGUUGUUUAGUGCAAAUUAACGAAUGAAUUAGCUUCGACGGAAAUUAAGUAGGUAGUACGGCCUUAUGUGAAUUGUAAAUUAUCCUCCAGAAUAGUGGAGAAGCAAAGAACAUUAAUGAAGCUGCGUAUAUUCCUUUAUACUUCACUUUUGUCGUGAUAUUUGUGUUUAAUAGUGUUUGUCUGAUAACAGCAACUACAGCUCGUUUACUAAAAACCGGAUUUAUAUUUUUUAAACGUGCCCCUUCAAAAUUCGCCACGAAUAAUUUCCUGUUAAAAAAAUCAAAAAAAGGCAUCCUUGAUUUGACUGUGCGUGCUAAUGUUUAAUUGUGCUUGAGUUUGACCUGUAUCCGUGCCAGCCAGUUGUUUCCAGACGUGACUUGAACCACAUUAGGUGAGCCGCAGAACAAAAGCUGACGGGAGCGCGCGAGAGAAAGGAAAGAUAGAGAGCGAGUGAUAGUGUUUUUCCGAGCGGAUACCCUCACCAAGGCGCUGUUGCUGUUGCGAAUUUACGCACGGAAAAUCCUUGCUCCUUCUGCACCACAAAAGUCGGUGAAAGAAUCAGGAUAUCACAUAGAUCAACGAAGUGAACAAAAAUGUCGGCAAACGAUGCAAACUUCAUGUUGUUUUCCAACAUUAGCGAUUGUUCCUACGUGUCGUGCUAUUGUGAGGAAAACGUAUGGAAGCUGUGCGAGCAGGUGAAAAAGACACAUCCGUCGGAGCUGCCGAAAUGCUACGCCGUAUUCGUGUCAAACGAGCGGAGAACGGUACCGCUGUGGCGACAGAAAGCGGGUCGCGGUGAUGAAAAGCUGGUGAUAUGGGAUUACCACGUAUUCUUCAUGCACAACCCGUCGCCCAACCGAUGUUUAGUGUUCGACCUGGACACCACCCUGCCUUUUCCGACCUAUUUCCACAAGUACGUCACGGAAACGUUCCGUUCGGAUUAUGCAGUGACACCCGAGCACCACAGAUUUUUCAGAGUGAUACCUGCCGAGAAGUACCUGGCGGAAUUUUCGUCAGACAGAAGACACAUGCGUAGACCGGACGGUUCCUGGAUUAAACCCCCGCCAUCGUAUCCUCCCAUUCAGACCAACAAUAACACACACAGCCUCGACGAUUUUAUCUGCAUGAAGCCGGGAAAGGGACCUGGCAGCGUGUACGAUUUACUACAUUUUGUGCAACAGUUUUAUAAACCUCCCGACCGGAAUAUUACAAAAACUCAAAACUAAAUUACGCUUAACGAAUUGGACCGUGGACCUGCCGGUGUAUGUUAAAGAGGUGGGAGUUUAAAACAAUAAGCAGAGGUGAUGGCCGCUGUCCUGACCAGAAACAUGCGAAAUGUGUUUUAAUUAUGAACGACGUGAUACUUUCCAUGUUUUGGCGUGUGACAAGCAUAAUUAUUUCCACCAGAUGAAAAGCAAAAAAAAAAGAAAUAGUCGAAGGAGAACGCCGUGGUGCAGGUUGGUGGAACGAACGGUCGUACAUUUUGCUAGUGGAAAAUAGUGUAAAUCAACCAAUUCAUAGUUAAACAGAUUUACGAAAAAAAGAAAAGAAACACAACAAAUCGAUUAAAAAUUGUAUGAAACAAAAUAUAUACUAUUUCAAUGUAAGUGCGUCCAGAAACAAAGCAAAGGAAAUGUGAAACCAGACUUGAACGUAUGUUUUAGUGCUAUGGGUACUUUGUACAGUAGGAAAAGGAAAGUCAUCACAGUCUAUCGGAGAACGUUAAAAGGUUAAAAUUGAUUAUUAAUUAUAUUCGAAACACUCUACAACCGAAGAAGAUCAGCAAAGCAGGUAUUGCAUUUAACAUCCCAGAAAACACAAUCGAAUGGACUAGUUUCUGUUUAUUAUAUUUUUUGUUUCGUUUAAACGACAGAACAAAGAUUCACAUUUCCAAACUUUAAUGCACAAAUCUUAUCCUGUUAAGGUAACAAAAAUAUACCAACUUACACUAGCAAAUCAUUCUUUAUCGAUAUUUAGCUGAACUGUAAAAGACAAGGAUCGUUAUCAGGGCGCUUUCCUUUUAUGCGUAGACUAGUAUUAAAUAAAAG
This is a messenger RNA of Sabethes cyaneus, 2311 nucleotides long. It is a transcript of the gene tun, whose product is annotated as protein N-terminal glutamine amidohydrolase. The record is from RefSeq and is a predicted model, not a curated record. NCBI's taxonomy places the organism in Eukaryota, Metazoa, Arthropoda, Insecta, Diptera, Culicidae. Gene Ontology annotation, molecular function: protein-N-terminal glutamine amidohydrolase activity; protein-N-terminal asparagine amidohydrolase activity. Gene Ontology annotation, cellular component: cytosol; nucleus. The transcript is spliced from 4 exons. The coding region runs from base 857 to 1489 and encodes 210 amino acids.